Molecule: messenger RNA, 1409 nt
Organism: Paraphaeosphaeria sporulosa
Lineage: Eukaryota; Fungi; Ascomycota; Dothideomycetes; Pleosporales; Didymosphaeriaceae
Product: NPD-domain-containing protein
Exons: 4
Coding region: 145-1221 (358 amino acids)
Molecular function (GO): nitronate monooxygenase activity
Source: RefSeq, a predicted model, not a curated record
UGCACGACAAAUACCCUUCGACUCCGCAACACAGACCCGGCCGCUCUCCUUCUCUACUCCGCAUUCCCCAGACUCGUUUUCCUGUCUUCCCCUCCGAGCCUCCAGCCUCAUACCCAGAAGUCCAUCGUCGACACAUCCGCAGCCAUGGCCUCUCCUCAGAAGAUCCGCACGAAGCUCACCGACCUGCUGAAGAUCCAGCACCCCGUGCUGCUCGCUGGCAUGAACGUAGCCGCAGGCCCUAAGCUCGCUGCCGCCGUAACCAACGCCGGAGGCCUGGGCGUGCUCGGCGGCAUUGGCUAUACGCCGGACAUGCUCCGCGAGCAGAUCGCCGAGCUCAAGAGCUACCUCAACGACAAGAGCGCGCCCUUUGGCGUUGACCUGCUUCUCCCCCAGGUCGGCGGCAGCGCGCGCAAGACCAACUACGACUACACCAAGGGCAAGCUGAACGAGCUCAUCGACAUAAUCAUCGACAGCGGCGCGAAGCUCUUCGUCUGUGCUGUCGGCGUCCCCCCCAAGGCCGUCGUCGAGAAGCUCCACAAGCACGGCAUCCUCUACAUGAACAUGAUUGGCCACCCCAAGCACGUACAGAAGUGCCUCGACCUCGGCGUCGACAUCAUCUGCGCGCAGGGCGGCGAGGGUGGCGGCCACACGGGCGACGUCCCGACCUCCGUCUUCAUCCCCGCCGUCGUUGACAUGGUCAAGGGUCACAAGUCGCCCAUGUCGGGCGCCGAAGUCAUGGUCGUCGCUGCCGGCGGUCUGUUCAACGGCAAGUCGCUAGCUGCUAUGCUCACAUUCGGCGCGAGUGGCGUGUGGGUUGGCACGCGGUUCAUCCUCUCCGAAGAGGCUGGCGCACCCAAGGCCCACCAGGAGGCUGUCCGCACAUCCGGCUUCGACGACAAUAUCCGUACCAUCAUCUUCACCGGCCGACCGCUGCGCGUGCGCACCAACUCGUACAUCCAGAAUUGGGAAGAGAACAGGCAGGCUGAGAUCAAGGAGCUGACCAGCAAGGGUGUCAUCCCCGUAGAGCACGACCUGGAGAAGCUCGGCGACGAUUUGGACGAUGAUACCAUGGACAACGCGCGGCCGUUCCUGAUGGGCAAGGUUGCUGCCGUUGUCAACGAGAAGAAGAGCGCGCGUGAGAUCGUUGACGAGUUUGUAAACGACGCCGUCAAAUGGCUGGCACAGGCAAACUCAUUGGUGGUUUCGAAGGCGAAAUUGUAGAUGUCAACAUUCGAUUUUUGCCUAUAUGUAUUGCUGUAAACCAUGUCAAGCGACUUGUUGAUGCACUGCUUGGUUCUUCUAUUGCUGUUCAUGUUUUUGUAACCCAUUCAUACAACGAUGACUGACACUGGAAACCGAUACACAUUUAAAAGACUGUAGUACUCGUGUCACGGGAGAGCUUAGCUGCG